GUGACGUGACAGGGAGCAAAGGGUCAGGCUGAUCUGAAGUUGCGAGCGAGCGAGAGUGGAGGCUUGUACACUGGAGGGUGCGUCAUCAAACAUGAAGGAAGACAAGGAGAAUACCAAACCCAGGGAGAAGAAGGUGGAGGUUAAAUUGGAGGAGAGGGCAGAGAGACCUGAGAAGAAGGAGAAGAAAGAGAUCUUGACCAAGGUGGUGAUCCGUCGUUUGCCUCCCAGUCUGACAAAAGAACAGUUAGAAGAGCAACUUGCCCCGUUGCCUGAGCAUGAUUACUUUGAAUUUUUUUCUACCAAUUCAAGUUUAUUUCCCCACAUAUUUUCUAGAGCGUACAUCAACUUUAAAAACCAAGAUGACAUUGUCCUCUUCAGGGAUCAGUUUGAUGGCUACGUUUUUAUUGACAGCAAAGGUCAGGAGUACCCUGCUAUUGUAGAAUUUGCCCCUUUUCAGAAAAUUCCAAAAAAGAAGAGCAAGAAAAAAGAUGCAAAAGUGGGAAGUGUUGAAGAUGGUAUGGACCAUAUACAUUUUAGUGAUGAUCCUGAAUAUAAAAAGUUUUUGGAGAGUUAUAAUAAUGCAGAUGAUGAGAAAAAUUCAAACAAUCCCGAAACACUUCUGGAGGAAAUUGAAGCCAAAACGAAAGAGUUAGCAGCUAAGAAAACCACACCCCUUUUGGACUAUGUGAAAAAUAAACAGAGAAUACGAGAGGAAAAAAGAGAAGAGAGGAGGAGAAGAGAGCUGGAAAAGAGGCGACUUCGAGAAGAGGAAAGGAGGAAAUGGAGAGAGGAUGAAAGGCGGAAAAGGAGAGAAGCAGAGAAGCAAAAGAAGAUGUUGGAGAAAGGAUUUGAUAAAGAUAAGGACAGAUCAAAGGAUGAACCAAAGAUAAAGCUUCUGAAGAAGUCAGAUAAAGGGGAUGAUUCCAGUUUAGAAAAGCCGAGGGAGAAAGUGAAGAAACUGGAGAGAGAAAGAGCUAAAGAGGACAGAUCAUUCACUGGACAGAGUAAACGCCUGGAGAGUGCCAUCCGGGAAGAUAAAGGAAAGAAGGUUGAAGAUGAUGGUGGAAGAGACUACCGGGAUAGAGAAGAAAGGGAACGUGAGAGAAGGCUGAAGGAGAAAGAGCGUCAGAAACGACAGGACGAAGAAAGGUGGAAGGCAAGAGAACGAUGUGAGGCUGACAAGCCUUUCAGAAAAAAAGAUGAAGAGAUCAAGAAGGAAAAGGAUCAAACAAAUGAAAAGGCCAGGAAGAAGGAGAGCUCUGAGACUACAUCAAGCUAUGACAAGUUGGAAAAAGGAAAAGAGGAGAAGAAGGAAGAUAGUAUAGCAAAAAAGGAACGAAUCCGAAAUAAGGACCGCCCGACUAUGCAGCUGUACCAACCGGGGGCACGGAGUCGCAGCCGAUUAAUGACAUGUGCAAAGUCUAGCGAGAGCAGCAUAAAGCCGCCAGAAGCAAGUGAGGAGAAAAAAGAGGAAUUUGAGGCUUCGAGGAAUAUUGCAGAAAAGGAGAGUGAAGAAUGAAAAGGCUGCUGCUAGUUCAAAGGUUGAGCAGUUGUGGCACACCAACCAAGUAUGGGGAAGUCCAAAAGUGUGCUUAUUGGAGAGGAGUUCCGAGAACAAGGCUGGUGUGGUUGCUUGUCAGAUAAAAUAUUUGAAACUGGUAAUUUCCCUAUUUUAAGAAUGGAGGUUUUAUUUUGCCAUCACAAUUGUGACAGGGCACAAAUGUGCAAGAUUAUUGCAGUUGGAGGUUGACUGGGAUGUAAAUUAGACACUGCGCUUACUAGACAGGUGCUAGUGACUCUGAAAAUGUUCUAGCCAACAGCUUUGAUAUAUUAAUGACAUCCCAUCAUUUGCUUCAGUAGGCAAAUAGCAAGUAAAGGAAAUAUUCUGUCAGCUACAGCAGAAUUGUACCAGCAACUGCUAGUAACUUACCUGGGUCGUAAGUUAAAUGAAAGUUUGGUGCACCAUUACAGAUUAUAACAUGGGAGACCAAAUUCUUAGUGGCCUUAUUGACCUUUUCACUUGUGGAAUGUAUGAAAAGGCCCAGGGAGGAGGGGUGGGGAGUGGAAUUUCACAGUUGUUCUUUCAUAUUUGCUAUAAGUGCUACAUUUUAGGGUUAGACUUGUCUAUAACUAAGAACUUGGAAAAAGUCCCGGUUGCAAUCUAUAUUGAAGGGACUGAAGGUUAUGUAAUUCUUCAGUUUAUUCUUUAUACUCUUUAAAAGUUUAGUUAAUAGGUUAAAGUGAUUUCGGUGGGAACAGCUUAGAAAAAUUUAACUUUGUUCAUUUCUUGUUUCUGUGCCAAUCCAGUACUUUUAACUCAAAUUGUACCCCAUUGCCCAGUCAUAUAUAAAGUACAUAUAAGAAUUUAUCAGAUAAUAGUUGGAAAUGAUUCAUACUUGCCUUUUCGUGUGAAUCAAAAAUUUGUUUCCAAUAUAACUCCCUCACUGUUUCAUUUGUGGCACUAUUCCUUGUCUUAGGAAGCCUCAAACAGUGCCACUGCCUGGUCAUCCAGCAGAGGGUGCUGAUAACAUGGCAACCUGGAGUCUUUAUGUGUUGAUGCUUAGUGUUAUGGAAACCUGCUGUUGGAUGGAUAGAUGUGUACGCCUUUUAUUAAACAAAGGUACUGGAAUGGUAGUCUGAUUUUGGAGUAGGAAAAACAGUUGAAAUUCGUUGUGGGGGUUUUCUUAGAAGGGAGAAAUCAGAUCUGUUCAGUAACCAGUUUUAUUUUGAAAAUUUACUUCUGAAGAGUGUAACUAGUUUUGGAUCAUGUGUGGCAGAAUAAACAGGCAAAUAUUGAGCCUGUUUCUUGAUCCCUGAUUUGCAACAUUGCUGGUUCCUUGUGCUUUUAUACAUCUGGUGGACAUUGUUCAUAGUUCAGGGCCUGUGAAACUGUAACAAUCAAAAAGAAAUGCAACUAGGAACAGCAAACACUGUUGGCUUUACUUUUUAUUUAGCAUUAGAAAGGUUGCAAAGCUGGUGGUACAUUCCAAGAACUGUUGAAACGAUUCCUUCAGUAGAAAAUUGAAAUUUUUGCUAUUUUUAAUUCUCAAGGCUAUGCAUUUGCUUUUUUUCAUGAAUUGUUUAUAUUUUUAACAGUGUUGAACACUUGCAAUCAAUAAAUAUCAAUGACAAA
Molecule: messenger RNA, 3133 nt
Organism: Carcharodon carcharias (great white shark)
Lineage: Eukaryota; Metazoa; Chordata; Chondrichthyes; Lamniformes; Lamnidae
Gene: upf3b
Product: UPF3B regulator of nonsense mediated mRNA decay
Exons: 10
Coding region: 92-1519 (475 amino acids)
Biological process (GO): nuclear-transcribed mRNA catabolic process, nonsense-mediated decay; positive regulation of translation
Cellular component (GO): cytoplasm; nucleolus
Molecular function (GO): mRNA binding
Source: RefSeq, a predicted model, not a curated record